Messenger RNA from Bufo bufo (common toad), 5495 nucleotides. It is a transcript of the gene RSF1, whose product is annotated as remodeling and spacing factor 1. The coding region runs from base 212 to 4606 and encodes 1464 amino acids. Lineage: Eukaryota; Metazoa; Chordata; Amphibia; Anura; Bufonidae. The record is from RefSeq and is a predicted model, not a curated record. The transcript is spliced from 16 exons. Gene Ontology annotation, cellular component: RSF complex. Gene Ontology annotation, biological process: regulation of DNA-templated transcription.
CGGUGUAUUGUGGGAUAUGGGCUCCGGGCAGGAGGAGGAGCAGUGAUAGAACCGGGCGCCUCGUCGUUUUGCGGGUGCACCGUCAGCCGCCUGUCCUCGCUGCUGCCCGGGAGGCUGAGCUCGAUCUAGUAGCGGGGGGAGGGGUGCUCUCCUCUCUCUCUCGCCUCUGCUCCCGCCCUCUUUCUCCGCCCCACCCCCUCCAUACUCCAAGAUGGCGGAGGCUGGUGCGGAGGAGGCUCCGGCGGCGCCAGAGGACCUAGCUCCUGCCCCGGCUCCCGCUGCCGCGUCCUCGGCGGGAUUAUGGCCGGAUUUCGCAGUGGUUUGCUCUUUUCUGGAGCGGUACGGGGCCUUGUUGGAUUUGCCCGAGUUAACGUUUCCGGAGCUGGAAGAGGCACUGGAGGAGACCGGCGCAGUGUCCCGGGCGCUGGUCGAACUCCACUUGAAGCUCAUGAGGAAAAUUGGAAAGUCGGUCACAUUUGACAGAUGGGAGAAAUACCUGGUCAAGAUUUGUCAGGAUUACAACAGGACGUGGGCCUGGGAGCUGGAGAAGAAGGGGUACCAGGAGAUGAGCGUGGAGUGUAAAGUGGGGAUGCUGAAGCACUUAUGCGAGUGUCAGUUUGAUGACAAUCUAAAGUUUAGAAAUGCCAUCAAUGAAGAGGACGUUGACUCCAUGCGUGUCCAGCCCAUAGGGCGCGAUAAAGACGGCUUAAUGUACUGGUAUCAACUGGAUCAGGACCAUAACAUCCGCGUGUACAUCGAGGAGCAGGACGACCAGGACGGCUCCACCUGGAAGUGCAUAGUCAGGUCCAGAAAUGAUUUAGCACAGAUCCUGGAACUUCUGAAAGCACAAAUAGACCCUGCAUUACUGAAGAAAUCUGAACCAGAAGAAAAUUCAUCUCAAAAUUCCAAUCCAGGAGAGGAAGAUGUUAGGAAAGAAGAGGAUGGGGAAAAACCUGCACAAGACGUUGAAAUGAAUGAGAAGCCGGAUGUGGUGAACAAGCAAACGAGCGACUCUUCAACAGAGAACGUCAGCAGCUGCAAAACCGGUGGAGAAAGACCCCUGAAAACGAGCAGUGAAAUAAAAACGGAACUUUCCUCAGACACAGAAGAAGGGAAACCAACCGCCAAAGAAAAAGACUCCUUCAAGGAGAACAUCAGACCUGUGAAAUCGGAGAUUAAGGAAGAGAAGACGGAACUGAAAGACUCGAAGGAAUCCAAAGGAAGCUCAGAGAAGACCCCUUCACCCCAAGACCCUGAGCGCACUGAAGUUUCCGUCAUCGUCAAGCGUACAGAAGAACACGCAGAAAAGCCCUUGGAGGACACGGAGAGACUGAAGAAUGACCAGCAGGCGAAGAUCCCAUUGAAGAAACGGGAACUCAAGCUAACCGAAGACUUUGACAGCUCGGUUAAAGCGGCGAUCUGCAAGUCAAAAACUCCCACAAAAGAGCUGCUACAGAAGGAGGAGGGGAAGUUAGAGGACGGUACGAAAACUUCUGCUGAUGGGAAGCAACUGGUCAACGGAGAAGUGAGCAGUGAUAAAGUGCACAAAGCAAAGGUAGACCAGGCCGAGGACGGCACCGGUGCUCAGAGAGAAUCCGUUAUUGAGUGCACGAAGGAUGAGAACAGUGUUACAUCUGAGCAGAGAAAUUCAAGUGUUAUAAAGAGUUUACAAGAACUUAAGGAGAACGGCAAAGCCAAUCUCGUAGAUGGACUGGAGAAAAGUGUCAUAGACCUCAGCAACGACCGGCGUACACCUCCUGUGCAAGGAUCUUCUCUGAAAGUGUCCUCAACGCUAGAAUCAACUGAAGGGGACUCGAGGAAAAAGAGCAUAGGGCCGAAAGUGGACGAUGACAAAAAGAAACUGGACUCUGAGAAAGAAAAGCCAGCUGAGAAGACAGAUUCCAAAAAAGACGCAAGUAAAUCCGAGACCGUCAAGGAGCCUAAUAUUGUGGCUGAGACCAAGGAUGAGAAAAAAGAGUCACAGACGACAGAGCAAAGUGUGCCAGAUGAAAAAGUUGAAGAGCUUGAAGACAGUGGCAGCAAAGCGCCUGAAGCAAAGGUGAAAGAUGGAAAAGCUAAAGCCACAAAAGCAAAAUUGCCAGUAUCCAAAAAAUCUUCCACCGGGAAUUCUGCAGCCAAGAAGGAGAAACCCAGUAAAGAACCAGAGAAACCCGACAAAGAGCAGCCCGAGUCUACGGAGAAAGCCAAAACUGACGAGAAGCACUCGGACACAGUAAAGGAGAAGAAAUCAUUCCCCUUGAGGAGCAAACGUAAGACUGCUGUGAAGGAGAGCGAAGCUUCAGAGUCUAAAGGUGCAGAUGGUGAGAAACCUGAGGCGGCUGCAGAAGAGGAUCAGGAGAAAACCUCAGAGAAGCCGCCGCUGGUCUCGAGAAAUAAAAAUAAGCUGAAAGCAAUUCCAGAACAAGAGAACAGCGGCUCGGAGGGUAAGGAGAUGACGUCAGAGCGGCAGAAGGAUGGCAUAAAACUGACCAUCCGGAUCUCCAACAAGAGGAGGAUGCCGGAGCUGCCCGUGGAAAAUGUGGCCGUGGAAGACGUGGAGGAUGCAGAGAUGGAGGAAAACAUUGGAAGGAGGCUGAGGCGGUCUCCUCGGAUAUCCCGACCGUCUGUGAAGGUUGCUGAAGUUAAAGUUCGCAAACCUGAGAAGAAACAGAGCGAAGAGGAAGGAUCCCCUCCUCCUGCCAAACCAGAAAAGGAGGAGGAGGAAGAGAAGAAAUCUGAAAAAGAAGCUAGACCGAAAACAAAGAAGAAAUCCAGACCAAGGCGAAGAGCCCGCUGGACCAGCUCCCGUUCUCGGCGCAAACGUAAAUCCUCCAGCGAAGAGGAAACGGAGGAGUCCGAUAGCGAGGAGGAUUCGGAGCAGGGUUCAGAAGAGAAGGAAGAUGGCGCUCCAGGGGAGGAUGAUGAACCGUGCAAGAAAUGUAGCCUUCCCAACCACCCCGAGCUGAUUCUGCUGUGUGACUCCUGUGACAGCGGGUACCACACAGCCUGCCUCCGGCCGCCUCUGAUGAUAAUUCCUGAUGGAGAAUGGUUUUGCCCACCGUGCCAACACAAAUUACUAUGCGAGACGCUUGAGGAGCAGUUAAUGAGUCUAGAUGUCGUCCUAAAGAAGAAAGAGCGAGCGGAGAGAAGGAAAGAGCGCUUGGUUUAUGUCGGAAUCAGUAUUGAGAACAUCAUCCCUACCCAAGAAGCAGAGGAACUGGCGGAGGUACAAGAGAAGGCGGCGGAGAAGAAGAAGAAAAAGUCUAAGCCCCUGGAGCGGAGGUCGACGAGAGCCCGGAAGUUCAUCAGCUACAGGUUUGAUGAAUUCGAUGAGGCGAUCGAUGAAGCGAUAGAAGAUGACAUCAGGGAUGCAGAUGGAGGAAGCAGCGGUGGCAGAGGAAAGGACAUGGCUAACAUCACUGGCCACCGUGGCAAAGACAUAUCCACCAUCUUGGAGGGAGAAAAGGGAGAAAAGGAAGAAGGGAAGCGCCCUCAGAGGGCAGUCACACGACGCAAGAAGCGGCGACGAUUGAAUGACCUCGACAGUGAUAGCAAUCUGGAUGAAGAGGAGAGUGAGGACGAGUUCCGGAUCAGUGAAGGCUCUCAGGAUGAAUUUGUCAUAUCUGAUGAGAACGUAGAAGACAGCGAUGAAGACCAGCAGUCUAAUGACAGCGAUUUUGGUGCUCGCCGACCGCGCCGGCACUACAGCCGACCAAUGAGGCAGAGUAGGCGAAUAAAGAGGCGCAGUGUCCGGAGGAGGUACUCGGAUGAUGACGAAGAUGAUGAUGAUGAUAACUCUGAAGAUGAGAGCCAGGCAUCUGAGACUGAUAACAGCAGUGAUUACAGUGAUGACUACCUGGACACCCGGCGGAGGAGAUCGCGGAGGAACCAGAAGCGGCAGGUCAACUAUAGGGAAGACUCGGAGAGCGACGGUUCUCAGAAACGAGGAGCUCGCCACGGACGAGGGAAAGAGAUGAGACGAGUCCUUAAAAGAAAAUUUUCCAGCUCAGAAAGCAAUGAAAGCGACUCUUCUGCUGCCUCGGACAAGGAAAAGCCCCGAAACGUGCGGAAGAACCUGCUGAGGAAACGCCUCAGGAGCUCAAACGACGAACUCUCAGAUGAGGAGGAGGAAAGGCCGGUGAGAAAGCGGCUAAACCGUAUCGAGACGGACGACGAGGAUGAAGAGGAAGGCGGCGAUGCCAAAGUCUGCAGCAGCGACAAGCCGCCGGCAGAGGACAAGCCUCCAGCAGAGGAUAAGCCUCCCGCCGCCAGCGCUGUCCCGGAAGUCCCCAAGAAGCCUUGCUACCGGAUUGAGAGCGACGACGAGGAUGACUUUGAAAAUGUUACAAAAGAUGGGAGCCCGUUGGACUACAGCUUGGUGGACUUACCUUCUGCUAAUGGACAAAGCCCGGGAAAAACGAUUGAGACUUUAAUCGGGAAACCGAGCGAAAAAAGCGAAACCGCAAAGGACACUUCAGCCCCCGUCAGCCAGCCUUCCAACGGGAUGGGCGGCGGCCAGGAGGCGGCGGGAGCCGAGGAGGACGAGGAUGAACUAUUGAGAGUAACUGAUCUUGUGGAUUAUGUCUGUAACAGUGAACAGUUAUAAGAUUUCCACCUCUUCCAUUUUUGUGCUAAUUUAUUCCAUCGUAGCUCAUACCAGCCGGGCCAGUGACGAAACGCGGUUUUAAAAAAAAAAAAAGAGGAAAAAAAAAAAAAUCCGACCCUCUUCACUACAAAUUUUACCCUUUUCUAGAAGCGAACACUUGACCAGUUCUGCAGUCUUUCUGUGAAGUGACCAGUUUAUGAACUUUCUGAAAAAAAAAUUCUGUACAUUUUUUUUUUUUUUUUUUUUUUAAACCAUUUUCUCUCAUUGCAUUUGUUGUGUUCAUGGGUAAUUUCACUGACUGAAACCAUUGGGAACGACAGAGAGAGAGAGAGAAAAACGUGACGGCGACUUGUGGUACCUGGAGGGAAACGGGCGAAUAGGGCAAAGGGAGGGGGGGGGGGUGAUAUGCAUUCCAGAUGUCCCCAAAAAAUAAAAAGAAUUAUUUUUGUUUAGGGAGGAAAAUCCAAACUGAAAAAAAAAGAAGAGUGGGGGCGGGAGGGGAACGGGAAGAAGCACUUGAUGCUUUUAACUUUUUUCAUAUGAGAUAUAUAUUCUAUUUAAUUACUCAGUACUUAGGUUACGAUACAGGCAGUUAUAAAUAAUAAAAAUUACCAACUACUUUACCGUUACUUUGUGAGUCUUAGCUAUAUGGUUGGUGACCCCCCCCCCCCCCCCCCCCUCCCCAGUUUUUAUUUUUUUUGUAUACCUAGUGUAGAUAAUUCCACAGUGACCACAAGAUGUAUAUUUAACCACUUCUGUGUCAGAAGGCCCUUAUAUAACACAUGUCUCGAAAUUUGCUGCUGUCGUUUCUAAAGUUGAUCCACGAAAAAAAAAAAAAUGAAUUUUUUUAAGACAUAGAAAGAAAAAAAAAAAAAAAAAAUGUGCUGGU